AUGAUGCAGUCCGUCCUUCGACUUUUGAUCUUUACUUUCGGAGUCUUACCUCCCGUCUUCGGCCAGCUGGAGACAGUUGGCCUCGUAACCUCUGGUGUUACUCCCACUAGUUCGGUCUCAUUGACAGUCGUCUCAACCCCAUUCUUAUCGACAAGUUCGACAUUUUCUGCAUCCUCCUCGCUCACUACAACCUCACCCAGUGUUACUACCUCGGGUGAUCCGUUAGUGGUUACCUCUGUAUUUACCCAACCGCCAGGAUGCGCGGGAGGGAUGACCGAGAUAGCAGCAUGGUCAACUGAGCUCUGGCAGAACAUUGUCAAUCCAGUUCCCACCAUGACGCUUUCAUCCUGCUAUCCCAGCCAGUUCUACUAUAGUGCAGUGGCAACUAGUAUCUUGCCGCCGUACAAGCAGCUGGUGUGUCCCCAGGAUUGGGAGACGUAUAAUGUCACCGACACAUACAUCGUUUGUUGUCCCAGUGACUAUGGAGUGUACCUGCCCAACUUCCAAAACUCGACACGUCCUGGAUUAGGCGCCGUCUGCACUUCUAGUAUCUGGGCCGACGUGUUGAUGGACAUCACCAGCUACGAUUCCGCCGGAUCGGUUACCGUUAUUCCCACCAUCGCUGGGGAUGAUGGAGCCCUCGUCUUUGCAACAGGUUUCGAUGGAACCAGAGCCACUGCUGUGAUCUCGUCAACGAGUACGGUAUCAUCCACGAGUACGGUAUCGUCCACGAGUAUGAGCCCAUCCACUAGUAUGAGCUCAUCCUCCGUGUCCUCCUCACCCACCGGCAGCACUGUUUCCGAGACCAGCCUUCACCAAACAACAUCUGUUAGCUCAACCACAUCCAUUUUGACAUCAGCCACCACCACCCUCACCGCAAUCACCCAACUGCCUUCCUGCGGCCAAACUUGCUUCAAUAACAUGCUAGCAAAAUACGAUAGCCUGGGCUGCACAACAUCCGACCCAUCCUGCCUCUGCCGAAACAUCAAUUUCUACUACGGAAUCCGCGACUGCGCUAAUGCCGCCUGCGGGACCGUGGUGGCGAGCACAGUCCUGGCCUUUGAGAGCGGAUACUGCACCUCGGCCAUUGCCGCCGAAACCACGUAUCCGGUAACUAGUACCACCACGACCGUUUCGUCUACGAAUGCAUCAACCCCCACUAGCGCUACGGCCAGUCCCACCGCAAUCUCCGAUCUCCCCACCUGCGGUCAGACUUGCUUCAACAAUAUGCUGGCCCAAUACUCGUCCCUCGGAUGUAGUACUCCUGACGCUGCCUGUUUGUGCGAGAACAUCAACUUCUACUACGGCAUCAGAGACUGCUCGAAUGGUGCGUGUGGCACCGAGGUAGCCACCACAGUUCUGGCCUUUGAGAGUGCAUACUGUGCUUCUGCUACGGCGGCUGCUGCCACUAGUAAGUAA
Penicillium expansum is the source of this 1419-nucleotide messenger RNA. Its product is annotated as CFEM domain-containing protein. The record is from RefSeq and is a predicted model, not a curated record. The transcript is spliced from 3 exons. Bases 1 to 1419 code for a protein of 472 amino acids. Lineage: Eukaryota; Fungi; Ascomycota; Eurotiomycetes; Eurotiales; Aspergillaceae.